CACACACACACACACACACACACACACACGGCUCCAGAAAAGCUCCUCACCUCAUCAUGUUGUAUUCCCUUGCCUCACCCCGCACCCAUUCCAAUUGCAUGAAAUUGCUGUCAUUUUAUCUUUGGGGUUGCUGUUGACAGGGGUUUUCCACUCCACCACACUUCUUUUUCAGAUUCAAUCUGUAGGUUUUAACGGCUUGUUCUGAUCCACAACAACAGCAACAGCACCUCUACGAUGAAACGGGUCAACAUUUACACAGACAAAUCCUCAGAUUCGGAUGCCAAAGCCAAGCUACUGGCACGGGGUAUUCAGCGAUGUGGCACUGCUCUCGAAGUCGAGAUUAUGGAUGUGGCCAAGACACCCAAAGAUGCCGGUUUGUCCGAUUUCACAAGUCAGACAUCGGAAGUGGACAAUGAGCCCUUGCUGAAUGCCGACGCUCUAUUGUUCCCGACAACUGGCACGCUCUCGGUAUUUGAGAAGCACUUUUUAAACAAUUGGGACGAGGGCCCUUUGCGCGGUAAAAAAUACGGCGUGCUUAUGGCGAACAAGACGACGUUCGACGGACCCAGUGCCACGGAAGGACAUACGCUUGACAACAAGCUGAUCGAGCGUCUCGCGCAGCAAGGGCUAUCCCAUUUCCCUGUUGUCGUUGAGCGCACGGAGGACGACCAAGAGAUCGAAACGGCAGGCGAGCGCUUCAUCAAGUCAGUUUUUCCAUAAACAACAAUAAAAGACAGAUGAUUUGCGAUGGUAAUGCAAUGCCGAAUUGUGGAGGAAAAUCAUCGGAACAGCACACGUGAAAAGCCGAUAACAUUUCACGUGUCGCCCACUCCGAGGAAGGGUUGAACUUGUAAAAAAAAAAGUGUGUAUGCGUAGAGUUAA
This is a messenger RNA of Zychaea mexicana, 882 nucleotides long. RefSeq lists its product as uncharacterized. The transcript has 5 exons. The record is from RefSeq and is a predicted model, not a curated record. The coding region runs from base 235 to 720 and encodes 161 amino acids. NCBI's taxonomy places the organism in Eukaryota, Fungi, Mucoromycota, Mucoromycetes, Mucorales, Lichtheimiaceae.